Messenger RNA from Phaedon cochleariae (mustard beetle), 768 nucleotides. Lineage: Eukaryota; Metazoa; Arthropoda; Insecta; Coleoptera; Chrysomelidae. The record is from the annotation of a GenBank genome assembly.
GAGUUCUCCAGUUGAUACCUAUGUUGUAAAUACCCCAUUGGUGUUUGACAGCAUAACAUCUAUCACAGAUGUCAAAGAUCAUGGGAGACUGCAUAUCUAACUUAGUACAGAGAUUAUUCGACUAUCCUUUGAAGAAUGAACGCAAAUGUGCCUACAAGAACGAUCAACCAGCACAAGAUGAUGAAAAUACUGGUGCAAACCAAAUGAAAUCUAAUUAUGAUAAAAUAGUAAAGGAAUUCAAUCAGAAACUGUUGGAGAAACGAACAGAAAACCGCGAGAAAAUCAAUGGACGAACUUGGGAGGAACGAAAUAUCAUCGCUCAUUUUCCAGAAUGGAAUGAAUCGACUAUAUCCUACCUGCACAGCUUGUAUUUGACAUUCUGUAGCGAUAAAAAUAUGAUGAUAGACUUCGAGGCAUUCUCUUGUAUUCUGGAAUGCUUAGGUAACGAGUGUCCUGAAGAAAGGAGGAAACAUAGAUUCAAGAUGACGGAUCAGAAUAACGAUGGUUUCAUAGAAUACAAAGAAUAUUUACAGGUGAUAUAUAAUUUCGGGUCAUCCAUCGAAUCAAGAGAUGCAUCCCUACGUUAUGCAUGUUUGAAAAUAGCAGAGAAAACUCGAUUCAUCAAUGGUUUAUCAAUAGGAGAACAACUGGAACAUGGACUAUUUUGAUAAUUUCAAUCAAUUUGAAUUAUAUUCUUCACUAUAUAGACAAUAUCUUAUGAUAUAAGAGUGUACCUAUAUACAAUCAAAUAAAAAACGCAGAAGUUUC